Molecule: messenger RNA, 2664 nt
Organism: Beta vulgaris subsp. vulgaris (sugar beet)
Lineage: Eukaryota; Viridiplantae; Streptophyta; Magnoliopsida; Caryophyllales; Amaranthaceae
Product: transcription factor bHLH143
Exons: 4
Coding region: 956-2059 (367 amino acids)
Molecular function (GO): protein dimerization activity
Source: RefSeq, a predicted model, not a curated record
UCUCUAUAAAAUCAUCCUUCUGCCAUUUCGCCUCUUUUUGACUGUACUCACUCUUGUUUUUCUCUCACUUAACUCUCACCUACCAUUUCCUCCUCAAAUCUUUACCAUUAUCUUUCUCUCUCUCUCCUAUAUUUGCACUCAGUUUCUAGAUCAUCUCAUCACAUCUAUUCAGAUUUCUUCUUAUUCUGUAAUUUUUACUGGAUUUUUAUAAAUCUGUAGGUUUGGUACUUUCACAAACUUAGGGAUAGGGAAGAAACAGCAUGUUUUGGUUCCGCAAAGUCAUACCCUUGAACUUGUAUUGUAAGGUUAUCUUGUAAGGUGUCGGUCCUUCGAAUUUAGUCUUCAAUUUAUCAUCCACUGAUUGUUUUCCUUAUUAACCAUGGGAUCCAACCACUGCGCCGUUGUUCCUUGGUUCUGGUACAUUAUUAUCUAAAUCUAAGUAUAGUUUAAGAGUUAAACUAGUUUAGAACUUUUAGUAUCUUUGUCGCCGCCUCCUUCAUUGUCAACCUUUAGUUACCCUUCCACUACAAUAUUCCUUUAUUCUUGUUCGGUAAUUCAGCCUCUUUUGUUUCUUGAGAAUUCAUCUUUCCGUGUCGCUUUUAGUGGUCCUAGUAUCGUUUUCAAAUUAAGUUACUGUCCAAAAGGAUUUAGUAGUAGUUAUGGUGUGCCAAGGAUCAAGCCAGUCAAAAUUUCGGGCAUUGAAGCAUGAGAAUGGAAUUGCAGGAAAAUCAACCAUUAUAGUUAGAGUUAUAGCUUGUUUUCAACCUUUGCAGGAUUGCCAGGCUGAGUAUUUCCGUCAGUUGCUUAAACCCAUUACGUAGAUUGGCUGUACUUUAGGUGUUGUUUUGUUUUCUGCUGGAUAUUUUGGUUUUUUUUCUUCUGUUUUGUAAUCUUAAGGGAGAGGCUGAAUAUAUCAUAUCGAAGCAUCUAUAAUAUCGGUGUUUUUUUCAGUUUAAUGGUCGAGCUGAGCGGCUCUUGGGUUCACCAUCAACAUUCCCCUUGGGAAGCAUCUGCAUACAGGAACUGCAUGAUUGCUCCUGUCGAACACAGGCAACACGAGUCUUUGCCUGUUGCUAUAAACCCUUGCAGGGUGUCUGCUAAUUUGGGUUCGAAUGGGUUCGAUUUUUCUGGCUUGCCCGAAAGAGGCCUUACGAAUGUAAGUAAUGGCCUAAUACAAAAAUCUGUUCCCCAAUUACAGACCCCAUUUACUCAAAAUCAAGGUCACAAAGAACAGAUUUCUCUGUUCCCUGCUAGAAUUAGUGAGAAACCAUCAUGUGAAGUACCUUCUGCUCAGCAGAAAAAGUUUCUCAUCUUUGAUCGGUCAGGAAAUGAAACGAGGCUAGUUUUUAGUUCUCUUUGUCCUCGGGUGGAGAAUCUAUCAACUCCACCAACUAUUUGUCCUGCUUGGAAUCUUCCUCGAGAAGAGUCAUUUGGUGCAUACCAUCAAUAUCUUGCUGAAAAACAAGGAAGAAUAGUGGAACAAGCUUGGACUAAGACACCUGCUCUCUGUGAAGAGUCAGGUGAGAAUGAAAUUAUCGAUGAUGUCAGUGAAAUGCGUGAAGACACGGAAGAAAUUAAUGCCUUGCUUUAUUCCGAGGAUGAGGAUGAUGAUGAUGAUGAUGAUGAUAGCUUCGAUGAUAAUGAUAAGGACGACGAUGAAGUGAGCAGUGGUCACUCUCCAUUGGCCAACGAGCAGGAUUGUGAGAAGCAAGAAGAACAAGGAAAUGAAAAAGGUUUUGAUAAUGAAGUGGCUAGUUUAGAAAGAUGUUCAAAAAGACAGAAAGCCCUUCAUGGUGGGUGUAACAUACUAUACCAAAGUCCAUCAUAUGAAGAUAUCAGUGAGAGUGUUUGCCCUAUGAUUGGAAGCAAAAGGCCAAGAAAGGAUAAAAUUCAUGAUACAUUGAGGGUUCUUGAGAGUAUAAUUCCUAACUUGAAGAGCAAGAAUCCAGUGAUCAUCCUAGAUGAAGCAAUUAGUUAUCUGAAAUGUUUGAAGUACAAUGCUGAAACCAUGUCAUCGGAAGAUCCAGAUAGCUCCGGCUGCUAUGAACCUCUAAAUUGAUCGUGAUCCUCACUCCGGGAAGUGCGUGGACCCGAGUAAAGCUAGGUACUCGAAGCCAAAUGAGGAACUCCGCUUAUAAGUAAGGUUAUGUUUUGGUUUGAUGUUAUUUUCUUCCAUUGGCAUUAUUGUACAUAAUUGCCUAAUAAAAUCAUUGCACGAGGGUGCAUCGGCGAGAUCUGUGGCUCAAAUGAAAUUCCGCGGUGGUCAUAGUAGCAUGAAACGAGCCUCUCUCGUCGGCGAGUAAUUCGAUAGUAUUACCUUUUGGGUGAUCAAAAGUCCUAAAUUGAAAGCAUGGGGAUGACUAGUGCUUGGUUGUACUUGAUAAUGACCCUGGAAUUUGAAGAAAGAAAAAGAGACUAAAAUGGCUGCAUGCGCAUUAUAAGUAAUUAAGUCCCCACCCCCCUUCUCUUUCAGUGUCUUUUUUACCUCUUUCUUCUUGAGCUUUCAUUUCUUUCUUUCUCAGCCUGAAUUGAUUAGGCCCCAUCUUCUUAUAAAAUCUUGUCUUAAAGUGGUUUAUUUAGUUACUGUUAUGAGUUUGUCUGUAAUAUAGAAUUGUAUGUUGCUUUUGUGAGUAGUAUUUCAUUAUGUAUUGUAUUUCUGCUUCA